Molecule: messenger RNA, 4164 nt
Organism: Cuscuta campestris
Lineage: Eukaryota; Viridiplantae; Streptophyta; Magnoliopsida; Solanales; Convolvulaceae
Source: the annotation of a GenBank genome assembly
GUAUAGUUUGACCGGUCAAGUAAUUUACACCAUCAUUUUUGGCGCCGACCGUGGGACCGUUAAGGUUUUUUCUUUUCUAAACACAAACCUACCCACAAAAACACCACUCAAGAUGUCUUCCAGCCAGCAAAUCAACGCCACCACUGCUCAGGUGCAGGCCACCGCUGAAGGUACCAGCAUCCCCAUGGCUGUUACCCUGCCGACCGUUUCUGCUCCAGUUUUGCCGUUGGGACUAAGCUCGGUCCCAACACCUAGCAUGGUCAGCCCAUUCACGGCCCCCGUCCCUUCCGCCGGGCCAAGGGUCACCUUUCCACCAAGCAUGACCCAGUUCAUGAAUGACCCAGCCAACUUACAAGCCAUCCAGGGCUUUGGCCAGGUCAUGGCCAUGUGCCAACAGAAUGGGGGAAUGCCUUUCCUCCCUGGUAUGUUUCCGUUCGCUCUUUCAGGCGCGGGAACCAUGCCCCUACAAGCUCCAAUGGCGGUGUCUCCCUUCCAAACGCCAGUGCCGCAACCAUCACCUUUCCAGCCGCAGCUAGUCAGCGCUGUGGCCCCCAUCAACUUGACUGGUGCGCUUAACGCCGCAGGGCCAUCGCGUCCCCCGCAAGGUACGAAUUCGCUAAUCACUCCGGAUGGUCACUGCGUCUCGGUUGAAAGCGGAGACGACGAGUGGGACAUUCCAAGGACCCACAAGAAAAAGAAGGGAAAAACCAUCCGACCCGCCACCUCCCGAAACUCCGCCUUCGAAAGGCUGGGGGAUAGGGAGGAGGGCCAGAGAAAAUCAGCCAAGCUGAGGCUGGGGCAGAGCGUGGCCCAUGUCAGCGCGUUCGCCCGGUUAGGUGAGAUGAGGGAGGCUGAGCCUGCCCGCACCCUACGCUCCCGGUCAAACCGACAGGAGCCAGCCAGGACGAGGGCCUCUCGCCAGGAAGAAGAAGCAAAAAGCCAGUCUAGGGUGCCGGUGGCUAAUCGGUUAACCACCCCCAAUGAUCGCGUCCAACAGAUGGAGGCAAAGUUGGAGAGGCUGGAUAAGAAGGUUGGGGAGAAGAAUGACCGGGACAAACCCCUCAGGGGGUCCCCGUUCACUACAAGGGUCCAUCUGACACCUUUCCCGCGAAAGGUUAAGAUAGACGCCCCAAGAAAUCCAGAAAUCCACCUGGAUUCCUUCAAUCAGAGUGCAACCAUGAACGGUUGCACAGAUGAAGAAAAGUGCCUCUUUUUCUUCCAGACCUUGCGGAAUCGAGCCACCGAGUGGUUCAACAAGCUUCGCCCGGGAAGCAUUGACUCAUUUAGCGACUUGGCCUCGAAGUUCAAGGCCAAGUUCCAGGAGAACUGUACCAAGAGAAAGAAAUUCACCUAUCUUAGUACAGCCGGGCAGAGGGAAUCUGAGAACCUCACCCAAUUCCUUACCCGGUGGAAGGAGGAGGUAGACAAGGUUGAGGAGAUGGAUGACAAGACAGUGUUGUCCCUCCUCCUGAGUGGUUUGCGAGCUGGGGAACUUUACAAUGAGUUCUGCCGGAAACCCCCGGCCACGUAUCAGGAAGCGUACCAUACUGCAUGGGAGUUCGCCGAGGCUGAGACUCAACUCCCGGCGAAGAAAGAAGCCGAGCAUAGUUACAAGCCCAAGCCGGUGCAAGUCAAGAAGGAAGAAGUGCCGGUACCCAGCCGGCCAAGGCACCACUAUGACCCGGUAGUCCGAGUGGUCAAUUCAGAAAAAUGCCAGGAGAUCAGGAAAGCACCGGUCAAUCCUCCGGACAAUCCUACCGGUCAAUCUGGGCGUCAGUGGUCGGGCACCUAUUGUUCAUACCACAGGUCAGAUUCCCAUAGCACUUCCGAAUGCAAGAGUGUUAAGGGGGUAAUCCGGCAGAUGAUAGACAGCGGAGAACUGGGCAAGGAUUAUCUGCAGAAAGCCCAGGAGAAGAACCAUCAAUGGGUAAGGCCAACGACCCAGGGAAAUGACCGGGACAAUGACCGGCGGAGGAAUAACCGGCAGAGGGAGCAACAGCCUGCCCCUGACAAAGAGCAUAUUGGGAUGAUCUUUGGCGGACCUGAGGGCGGAGAUUCAGCCGCGCAGCGAAAAAACUGGGUUCGCAGCAUUUACGUGGGAGAGGUAAGUGCCGAACCGGCCAGGCGUAAGUACCCUAAGAGGGAGCCAAUAGUCUUCACUGACCGGGACCUCCCUCCUACCGGUGAAGAUCACAAUGAUCCAUUGGUCAUUACCAUGGACAUCAAUGGGGUGGACGUCGCACGGGUACUUGUUGACACCGGCACCAGUGUCAACAUCCUAUACCUGGAGACUUUCCGAAAACUCAGGUUGUGUCGGACACAACUUGAACCCCUCAAAACUCCUCUCUCAGGUUUCACGGGAGACACAGUGGAAGCUGAGGGGUCCAUAGUUCUACCGGUCGAACUAGGAUCGGGCGAAAAGACCGUGUGGAAGAAGAUGCGGUUCAUUGUUGUGGACAUCAAAUGCGUCCACAACGCCAUCCUUGGAAGGCCUGGCAUCAACAAGGUUGGGGCGGUGAUUUCCAUGCCUCACCUAUGCAUGAGGUUCCACACUCCAGGCGGGGGUCAACGUCAUCUCCCGGAGAUCGCGAAGGGCGAAACCCGGGAGAAGCUGGAACCUGAAGCGGAAACGGUGGAGAUCGAACUCCACCCGGGUGAUUCAUCAAGGAUGGUCCGAAUUGGGGCGAACCUCCCUGAAGAUCUCAAGGCAGAGAUCACGCGGGUCCUCCAAGAGUACGCGGGCAUAUUCGCCUGGAGCGUGGCGGAUAUGCCCGGGAUAGACCGCUCAAUCAUCUGCCAUCGGCUGGCAGUGAGAGAUGGAAGUCGACCGUGGGAGAUGGCAGUAGAUGGGGCGUCUGGCCCUAAGGGGUACGGGGGUGGUGUAGUGUUUACCACCCCAGAGGGUUUCAAGAUCUACCAUGCAAUCAUCUUCAACUUCAUGCUGACAAACAACGAGGCAGAAUACAAAGCUCUGGCUGGAGGGCUCAGACUUGCCCAAGCCCUGAAGAUCGACCGGGUCAGUAUCAAAUCUGAUUCGAGUUUGAUCGUUGGACAAGUGACCGGUAUCAUGGAAGCCAGAGAAGGGCGAAUGGCGCAGUACAAGGACCUGGUGCUUGCCUUGUUGAAAGGUUUCGAGGAAUUCAAGAUCGCCCAAAUCCCCCGGGCGGAAAAAGCGGAUGCAGACCUUCUCUCGAAGUUGACGCAGUACGCUCCCGAGCAUGUUUCAAAACUUGCCCGGGUGGAAAUUCUCGACCGUGCCAGCAUCGAGAAAUUGGAAGUAGCCGCCAUAACAGGAGCAGACCAACCUGACCGGUCAAACUUGGUCGGAGCGGAUGACCACUGGAUGUAUGAUCUGAUGGAAUACCUGAUGGACGGAACCUUGCCAGAACAGGAUGACCGGGCAAGAAAGGUGAAGCUCAGGGCACCCCGGUUUCAAGUCCUUGAUGGGAAGCUGUACAAAAGGGCAUUCGGGGGGCCACUCUUGAGGUGCCUAACCAAUCGGGAAGCUGAACGGGUCAUGGCAGAAGUCCAUGAAGGUGUAUGCGCGGCGCAUCAAAUGUCCCGCACUCUUUCCCAGCGCAUCAUCUUGUUGGGGUAUUACUGGCCAACGAUUGUCCAGGAUUGCGAGAGGUUGCCCAUCGAAGCUGAAUUCCCAACGUUUCGGGAAUCAAAUUAUCAACCCCAGCAGAAUGAGGAGGAUCACUUGGCCGAACUCAACUUGGUCGAAGAGCGGAGAAUGGCCGCGGAAGUUAAAAUGAGCACAUAUCAACAAGUCGUGAAGAAGUACCACGACAACAAGGUUGGACCACGAUACUUCCAAGUUGGAGAUGAAGUCCUACGAAGAAGAGAGGCUAGUAGACCGGGUGAUGGAGGAAAACUGGCCAAAAACUGGGAAGGCCCGUACCGGGUGAGAGCUAUUGUCCGCCCGGGAACCUACCGGUUAGAAAAUCUAGAGGGACACCCGGUAGAAAGAACCUGGAACUCCCACCAUCUUCGCAAAUUCUACAAAUGAUUGUAAUACUAGGCAAGGCCUACUUCAUUAUCAAUCAAACCGAUGACAUUCAAUACUCUACAUGGUAGCAGCAGAAUUGAUAGGUCGAACCUAUCCUAGGAGGGCUUCCCGGGUGGAUCGGAUCCACUCGGAUAAGCCAACUGAGACACAGG